This is a messenger RNA of Radiomyces spectabilis, 1830 nucleotides long. Its product is annotated as kinase-like domain-containing protein. Gene Ontology annotation, molecular function: ATP binding; protein serine/threonine kinase activity. Gene Ontology annotation, cellular component: cytoplasm. The transcript has 15 exons. NCBI's taxonomy places the organism in Eukaryota, Fungi, Mucoromycota, Mucoromycetes, Mucorales, Radiomycetaceae. Gene Ontology annotation, biological process: protein phosphorylation; intracellular signal transduction. The coding region runs from base 1 to 1830 and encodes 609 amino acids. The record is from RefSeq and is a predicted model, not a curated record.
AUGUCGAUCAAUAACAGCAGAAUGCGUAUCGGCCAAUACCAUAUUAUCAAAACCAUUGGCACAGGCUCAUUCGGCAAAGUCAAACUUGCCGUUCACGCAAUUACAGGACAAAAAGUCGCUCUCAAAAUUAUCAACCGAAAGAAGAUCGCUAGCUUGGAUAUGGGCGGCAGAGUCAAACGUGAAAUUCAAUACCUAAAGCUGUUACGACAUCCCCAUAUUAUCAAGCUAUAUGAAGUUAUUACCACUCCAACAGAUAUAAUCAUGGUUAUUGAAUAUGCAGGCAAAGAACUGUUCAACUAUAUUGUGGAGAAAGGAAAGAUGGCAGAAGACGAUGCUCGACGAUUUUUUCAACAAAUCAUAUGCGCUGUCGAAUACUGUCACCGUCAUAAAAUCGUUCACAGAGAUCUAAAACCAGAAAAUCUGCUGCUAGAUAGCAAUAACAACGUAAAAAUCGCCGACUUUGGUUUAUCGAAUAUCAUGACGGAUGGUGACUUUCUGAAAACAAGUUGUGGCAGUCCAAACUAUGCAGCUCCUGAAGUGAUUUCUGGAAAAUUAUAUGCAGGACCCGAAGUCGACGUUUGGAGUUGCGGUGUUAUCCUCUAUGUCAUGCUGUGCGGCCGUUUGCCCUUUGACGACGAAUAUAUUCCGACACUGUUCAAAAAAAUCAAUGGUGGCAUCUAUACCAUGCCGUCCUUUUUAAGCCCUGAAACAAAAUAUCUUUUAACCUCCAUGCUUGUCGUCGAUCCUAUGAAACGCAUCAGUAUACAAGAAAUAAGACAAAAUCCAUGGUUCAACACAAAUUUGCCGGCAUACCUUCGCCCAUUACCAAAUACAGAAGCAGACAGUUGCCUACCUAUUGAUGAUGAUAUUAUUGACGAGUUAAGCAAGAAAAUGAACUAUCCUAGCGAAGUCAUCCACAGAGCUCUACAAGAACCUGAGAAUAAUCAAUUUAAAGUUGCCUAUCAAUUGGUCAUUGAUCAUAAGAGACUAUUAAGGGAUUCUGAAAACAACGAUAUCCAAAGCUUUUUUGCGACAUCGCCACCGCCUUGGAAUUCCACUUUUGAGGAUCGAGUGCAAUCAAUCCAUCAAGAGCCAACAGAUGAUUCGCACAAUGAUAUUGCAUCCUCCAUUAAUGUUCUCAGCUCUAGUUUACCAAACUCCGAUAUUCAUGUACCAGCAGGCCGUGAACGAUCAUCUUCCCGAGCGUCCGCAUCGAAUGCUCAACCGAUAGCCCCUAUGUCAAGCACACCACCACCGGGAGCCAUGGUUCCACCUGCGUCUCUGAACCGCGGCAACUCUACCAGUAGCCGAUCGGGUCAUCCACGACAUCUUUCUACGACCUCGGCAACUCAGAAACGACCAUCGAAAUCACGCACAAAAUGGCACUUUGGUAUUCGAAGCAAAUGUCCGGCAUGGGAAGUGAUGCUGGAAAUCUACCGAUCAUUACAAAACGUUGGCAUGGAGUGGAGAAAUAUUGACAUGUACCAUUUAAGGUGCCGUUACCGCUAUGAAAGACUAAACCUUGUCGUGAAGUUCGACCUUCAACUGUACAAACUCGAUAACAACAGCUACCUGGUGGAUUUCAAGAGCGUUGAAUCAUCCAAAUCAGGAACUGGCGCAGGCAAUCUUGGACAUCCUCCGUUUUCUUCGCUGGAAGAAAGUAUGAAACGCAAUCUUCAGUCUCUGGAACAGUUGCAGUUUUCUGAUCAGAAGGACGGUACAAUUCGUCUGGGAGACUGGAUAGUGGAUGAAAAGAACACAAUAGAACAUACUCCGAGCGUGUACCCGUUUCUCGAUGUUUGCAGCAAGUUGAUUACUGACAUUGUGUAA